AUGCAGUGCAACAUUCAUGUGCCUGAAGAGGGCCCGUCAGCGGCUGACCAUGGUGGCCAUGGUGGUGAUGUCAUCAAGACCCUAGUGUUGCUUUUGAAUACAAGCGAGAAGGGUCUAAUCAAGGUUGAUGCGGGCGAUCUGCAUCUCAUCGUUUGA
Bipolaris maydis ATCC 48331 is the source of this 156-nucleotide messenger RNA. The record is from RefSeq and is a predicted model, not a curated record. NCBI's taxonomy places the organism in Eukaryota, Fungi, Ascomycota, Dothideomycetes, Pleosporales, Pleosporaceae.